Messenger RNA from Aspergillus oryzae RIB40, 1161 nucleotides. Its product is annotated as cytochrome and DOMON domain-containing protein. The record is from RefSeq and is a predicted model, not a curated record. Bases 1 to 1161 code for a protein of 386 amino acids. The transcript has a single exon. Lineage: Eukaryota; Fungi; Ascomycota; Eurotiomycetes; Eurotiales; Aspergillaceae.
AUGGCGAGGAUACACCUUUACUCCUGGAUGACUCUGUUCGCGGGCACAUUCGCCCAGCUACAAACAUUUUCGCCACCUGGCCAGAGCUUUAUCAGCUACAGUGUUAAUAUACCCCAAACUACGGCCUCCUCCGGUUCCGGACCAAUUUAUAUCCAGCUGAAAUCAACGCAAGAGCUUCAAUGGUUUGCAUGGGGUCAGGGUUCUCGGAUGCAAGGAGCGAAUAUAUUUGCUGUUUAUGCAUCCCACGACGGCAAUAAUGUCACUGUCUCUCCAAGGUUGGGAGUAGAACAUGUCGAGCCGACGUAUAAUAGCCAGGUUCAGAUCUCGGUCUUGGCUGGCAGCGGGAUCAGCAAUGGAGUCAUGACCGCGAACAUCCGGUGCGACAGCUGUCUCGCCUGGCCAGGAGGAAGUGAAAAUCCGAACAGCUCAGCUAGUCCAUGGGUUUGGGCUGUGAAAUAUGGCCAACUGCUCAACUCAGACAGCCUCUCUCAACCGAUCACCAUACACGAUACUUCGGGUGUUGCAGUUCUUGACCUUCAAAAAGCGACCGGCGGCGCAUCCGACAAUCCUUUCUUAGCAUCAAAUAAUUCAAACAGCGCUGGGCAGGCGCUCACGAUCUUUGAUACUGGAAACAUUGCAAGUCGCAGAGUAGCACAUGCUGUUCUCAUGAUCCUCGUCUUCGUCAUAUUCUUCCCGUCGUUUGCGUUGAUGCUUCACACCGGCGCACAUUCCAGGAUUGUUGAUAUCCAUGCUUUCUUCCAGCUUUUCACUCUGGCCUUGGCGAUUUCCGGGUUUGGUAUCGGCAUCUCGUUGGCAAAAGCCCUCCAUCUGACUGGGACCUACCAUCCGAUCAUCGGGAUGGUGGCUGUUCCUGCCCUCAUUCUCUUCCAGCCGGCUAUGGGCUUUCUUCAACACAGAUACUUUCACAAAACCGGAAAGAAGAGUGUCUUUGCCUACUUGCACCGGUGGUUUGGCCGUUCUAUUAUAGUCCUUGGUAUUGUCAAUGGUGGACUGGGAUUUCACCUGGCACGGAAAGUUACUUCAACUGCCCCAGUCGGCGCAAUAAUCGCAUAUAGCGUGGUAGCUGGAAUUGUCGGGCUCGUCUAUGCCUUGGUGAUUAUCGUCUUACCUUUGAGAAAGCAGAGAACGUCGAGUCCUUGA